This is a messenger RNA of Aplosporella prunicola CBS 121167, 564 nucleotides long. RefSeq lists its product as uncharacterized. The record is from RefSeq and is a predicted model, not a curated record. The transcript is spliced from 2 exons. NCBI's taxonomy places the organism in Eukaryota, Fungi, Ascomycota, Dothideomycetes, Botryosphaeriales, Aplosporellaceae. The coding region runs from base 1 to 564 and encodes 187 amino acids.
AUGGAUCCGUCUGCCAGCCUCGAGCUAGCAAACAACCCAAGUCCGAUGCAAGCUGAACACUCAGUCGAGGAUCCGCUGGACAAAUCGGAUCCGCCUGAUACCUCGGAAGUAGCCCAAGAACUUCUUGUUCUUUGGGUGAAAUCGAUUACCUUGAUGCCUACUUUGAGUGAAACCAAUGACUUUGAUGCCUCAGAAGCUGCGCAAGUUGCGCAAGGGCAAACCGUCAUGCCUGAGUCACAAAACGAUCCCAACCCGACACCAGCAGGUCCUACUGUGGAGGGCCCUCUGGAUGAUGUGGACCAGUAUAAUACCACUGAAGCCAUACAAGAGCAGACGGUUGUGUACGGGCCAAGAAUGAUGGAAAGUCAGUCUAUGGCGGUAGAUGAUAAUCCGAACACGCCCGCGUCUCGCAGGCCACAUAUUGGGGGCGAUGCUACAAUGCAGCCACCGGAAACCCAACACCAAUAUGUUCCGGAGCUGGGGCCUCCAGAAGAAGAGAGGCUUCUGGCAGCAAAGAUGGAUGACAGCUCGGUCUCGGUCUCUUCGAGGCAGGGUUUCUUCUGA